This is a messenger RNA of Aureobasidium vineae, 2004 nucleotides long. Lineage: Eukaryota; Fungi; Ascomycota; Dothideomycetes; Dothideales; Saccotheciaceae. The record is from the annotation of a GenBank genome assembly.
UACGCGGCUGCACUCGAAUCGCCAGAAACCUUCUGGUCUCACGAAGCCGAGAAACUGAGCUGGGCCGUACCCCCGAAGACCAUCAUCGAGCGAACUACCAAGACCUUACAAUCUGGCACCAAACACCAACACUGGAAAUGGUUCCCAGACGGCGAAAUCUCAACCUCGUACAACUGCGUCGACCGACACGUCGAUGCCGGAAACGGACAGCGUACGGCAAUCAUAUGGGACUCGCCUGUGACAGGCACCCAAGAGAGAGUCAGCUAUGCCCAGCUCGCAGAAGAGGUCGCGACACUUGCUGGUGUGUUGCGUGAAGAGGGGGUAAAGAAGGGAGAUGUGGUCCUGAUAUACAUGCCUCAAAUACCUGCUGCGCUCGUCGGCAUUCUUGCCACUGCACGACUUGGUGCUAUCCACGCCGUUGUUUUUGGCGGAUUCUCGGCACCGAGUCUGGCACAACGCAUUGAUGCAUCCAAGCCCCGAGUAGUCCUCACUGCCAGUUGUGGCAUUGAAGGUGCAAAGGGGCCACUGCCGUACCAGCCUCUGGUGCGCGGUGCUGUCGAGCAGUCCAAGCAUAAGCCAAGCAAGACCAUUAUUUGGCAGCGUGAGCAGCAUCGAUGGGACCCUGUCCUCAAAGAGGAAGGCGAACGAAACUGGCAACGACUGGUCAAGAGCGCAAAGAACCGUGGCUUGAAGGCAGAGAAUGUCCCAGUCAAGAGUAAUGAUGGGUUGUACAUCAUCUACACCAGUGGUACUACCGGAGCACCAAAAGGAGUGCUUCGCGAAGCGGGCGGCCAUGCUGUUGGCUUGAACUACAGUAUGCGCUACCUCUUCGGCAUCCAGGCUGGCGAUGUCAUGUUCUGCGCAUCUGACAUUGGCUGGGUGGUUGGCCACUCCUUCAUCUGCUAUGCUCCAUUGUUGGCAGGUGCGACCACGGUUCUGUUUGAAGGCAAACCUAUCGGUACACCAGACGCUGGCACUUUCUGGAGAUGCAUUGAACAGCACAAGGUAAAUGUCAUGUUCACCGCACCAACAGCCCUGCGAGCCAUCCGUCGUGAAGAUGGACAGCACAAGUUCUUCAUUGAAAGAGGCGAGAGGAAUGGACUGAAGUCACUAAGAGCGCUGUUCUUGGCUGGCGAACGCAGUGAACCAGCUGUUGUCAAUGACUACACCAAAUUGCUUCAAAAGUAUGGCGCCCCUGGAGCUGCAGUCGUGGAUAAUUGGUGGUCUUCCGAAUCAGGAUCACCGAUGACUGGACUGGCACAGCUGCCGUGUUCGUGGCACGACGGUGGCAAUGAUAAGGAGAUCAAGCCUCUGGAGACAAGACCAGGUAGUGCUGGAAAGCCGAUGCCUGGAUUCGACAUCAGGGUUGUAGACGACGACGGCAAUGAGGUGCCACGAGGAAAGACUGGCAACAUCGUCCUCGGCAUGCCUCUUGCACCCACCGGAUUCACGACACUUUGGAAGGACGAGAAGCGCUUUUACAAUGGAUACAUGCUGCGCUUCGAGGGCAAGUGGCUCGACACAGGUGACGCCGGUAUCAUCGACAAAGAUGGCUAUGUUCAUAUCCACGGUCGCAGCGACGACAUGAUCAAUGUUGCUGCACACAGGUUGAGCACUGCCAUCUCAUCACAUCCUUCGAUCACAGACAAUUGUGUCGUUCCAGCACCAGAUCCUCUCAAAGGACAUGUACCAUUCGCGUUCGUCGCCCUCUCACCCUCGGCGGGAGAUAUUCCAGAAGGCGAAUUGCUCUCGGCCAUCAACUCGCGCGUCAGGGCAGCCGUCGGCCCCAUCGCUACGCUCGGAGGUGUAAUCAUAGCACAGGGAGUCAUCCCUCGCACAAGAAGCGGAAAGACACUCCGCAGAGUGUUAAAGCAAAUGGUAGAAGAUGCCAGCGAAGGCAACUUUGACAAGAAGCCAGAAGUCCCAGCGACGAUUGAAGACGUGGAAGUGGUCGAGAGAGCGAGAAAGGCGAUCAAGACUUACUUUUCCAGGAAGAGCAAGCUG